Molecule: messenger RNA, 2307 nt
Organism: Rotaria sp. Silwood2
Lineage: Eukaryota; Metazoa; Rotifera; Eurotatoria; Philodinida; Philodinidae
Source: the annotation of a GenBank genome assembly
AUGUCUAAUAGUGAAUUCAAAGCACGUGCACUUUAUGAUUUCGUUGCUGAAGGUCCGAAUGAACUUAGUUUUAAUGCAAAUGAUAUUCUUACAAUAACAUCUAACACUGCUGGCCAUGGGUGGUGGUAUGCAAAAAAUUCGGCUGGACAAGUUGGUGUUAUUCCAGAAAAUUAUGUUCAAGCUUUAGCUGAUCCGCCAGAGCCUAAUGAACCACCACCACCACCACCAUUAUUUACAUUUUCAAACCCAAAUAAUACUUAUCUGAAUAAAGAUCUUUUUAAUCCCAAUAACAAUGUAUCUAAACCAGCAAUACCACCAAGUCAUCCACCACCAUAUGAUCCACCGCAAUACAUGAAUCCGACAACGAUUAAUAGUUGGCAACCGGUAGAGCCAUCGGCAUGGCCAUCAUCGCCAUCACCAGUACAGCCCACUCAAGUAAACGAAGACAACUUAACUAAUUUUAUUCAAUCUUUAAAAUUUCCUACAGAAAUCGAGAAAACGUCCGUCAAUGCUAAAGUUGUAGCAACUAAUUCAUAUGAUGAAUAUAUCAAAGUCAUAGAUGUCAUAAAUGUUUCAUCAGAAUUUGAUUUUCUUCCCAUUACAAAUUCAGAUUCAAAUUCAUUACUCAAAGAUUCAUUAAAUGAGCGACCAGAUGACUGGUAUGGUAAUCUUCCAAUUACUCCGGCUCCUAUUUUAUUAAAAACAAAUCAACCAUCUUCAUUUACUUUUCCAAAUAUUUCAUCAUCUACACAACAACAGACGACAAAGUCAAAUGAUAGUUUCAUUCCGGUACCAUCAUCAUCAGCUGAAUCAAUUUAUGAUUCAAUAGAUAAUGUCCAAAUAUUACUAGCUUAUCCUAUCAAUAAACAGACAAAAGCACAAUCAAUGCCUCUACUCUCGUCAUCAUCAUCUAUGGAUUAUUUUUCUUCUAUUGAUACGAAUCUAAAGUCCGCAACAUUAGUAUCACGUCAAUCGACAAGAAGAGAUACUGAUUCUGAUGAUAGUUUUAGUGAUUCUGAAUAUCCACAACAAUCAUCACAAACUAUGAAUUCAUCUACAUUAACACCAAACUCAACACUCCAAAAUAAUAAUAGAACUUCAAUGCCUAAUAGUGAAGCUAAUAGAACUACACCACGAGCUCGAUUUUUUGAUAAACAUGGUUUAGAUAGUUAUUUAUUAAAUGGAUCUAAAGCAAAAUGUGAUGAUCAUGUUGAAAUAAGUUUCAAUGAAAGAGAAGGUGGUGUUUAUUGGUCACCUAAUCCUGGUUUACCACCAUUUAGUUGUAGAGUUGAAGAUCCAGCAAAAGGAACUAAAUUAGGAGGAUUAAAAGCUUUUACAGAAUAUAAAAUACACCCACAAAUUUCAGGAGGUCGAUACGUUAGUAGACGUUAUAAACAAUUUGAUUGGUUGCAUGAACAACUUGUUAAUAAAUUUCGUUUUAUUUGUAUACCACCAUUACCUGGAAAACAAAUAGCUGGACGAUUUGAACACGAAUUUGUUGAAGAACGUCGACGACUACUUGAAUUAUGGCUUAAUCGUAUAUGCCGUCAUCCAGUACUUUGUGCUUCAUAUGCUGUUCAACAUUUUAUUACAUGUGAAACUAGUGACAAGAAUAAAAAAGAUUGGAAAGGAGGAAAACGAAAAGUUGAAAAAGAUGACUUACGUGAAGCAUCAUGGCUUUCAUGUGUUACUUUAACAAGUACAGGAUUAUCUGAAUCAGAAAUUGCAUCACAAAUUGAAACAUUUGCGCAACAACAACCAGGUCUUGAAUCACAAUUAAAAUAUCUCUGUCAAGGUGUAAUGAAAUAUCUUGAAAGACAUACGGAAGUUUAUGAACGUGAUAUUCAACGAAUAAGUGAAUUAUUUUCGAGAGUUCAUCAAGCUGUUGUAGUAGAUACUACUACACCUGGUAAUAAAGACCUUUCAAAUUCGAUAUCGAAAAUUAGUGGAUCAUAUGGUGGUAUAGCUGACUUAUAUAAAACUAAAGCAAGUGAAGGUUUACGAGAUUUUAAUGAACGUAUUCAAGAAUAUAUUGGAAUUCUUGCUUGUUUCCCGUCGAUAUUAAGUAUUCAACGAAGUGCAGCGGAUUUUAUAAAAACUGUCUCACAACGUGCACCACCAGAUUUCUCCAAUGCUAUUCAUCGUGGUCAUGUACUUAAUCAUGUUGUAUUAGCUGAAAUAAAUUUUUUUCAAAGAGAAAAAGUUACUGAUCUUAAAGCAUAUAUGAAAACACUUGUUGAUGAACAAAUUCAAUUUUAUGAAAAAGUAUCUGCUGCAUUACUUGAUGCAUCAAUAACAUUUAAAUAA